This is a messenger RNA of Rhopalosiphum padi (bird cherry-oat aphid), 510 nucleotides long. RefSeq lists its product as uncharacterized. Bases 61 to 510 code for a protein of 149 amino acids. The record is from RefSeq and is a predicted model, not a curated record. The transcript is spliced from 9 exons. Lineage: Eukaryota; Metazoa; Arthropoda; Insecta; Hemiptera; Aphididae.
CUUGCAACUCAAAAUAGUUGGUUGUUCUUUGUAAUAAUCUAAACGUACUGAAAAAUAAGAAUGGUAUCUUCUCAAACGUUAAUAACAUUAACAGUGAUCAGUAUUAUAAGAUGCAGUGAUUCCAAUAAAUAUAAAGAUGAUCCUGAAAUAAAAACUGUUGAAGAUAAUCCUGAAAUAACAACUGUUAAAGAUGCUCUACAUUAUGCUGGUUAUUCGAAUGAAAUUGGAUUUUUAAACUACUGUUAUGUUAUGCAAUUUAAAAAUCAUGAGGAGUUAAAAUCAUAUAUGAUCGAGAAGAAAAUAUGGAAUCCAAAAGCCGAAGAAAUUGUAAAUGAAUUCUACGAUGUACUAAAAAAAAAUGGAUGUGAUAAUUGUGAUUUAAGUACCAUUAGUGGUUUUAAAUGUUCUGGACCUUGUGGAUUGAACGUAUUUGCAAUUCUUCUAAAGCCAUUAAAGCUUACCCCAUUAGUUUCGAAUCAGCCAGGGCCAAAUCUUAACUGUGAUGAAUGA